Diaporthe citri is the source of this 312-nucleotide messenger RNA. RefSeq lists its product as uncharacterized. The record is from RefSeq and is a predicted model, not a curated record. NCBI's taxonomy places the organism in Eukaryota, Fungi, Ascomycota, Sordariomycetes, Diaporthales, Diaporthaceae. The transcript has a single exon. Gene Ontology annotation, molecular function: monooxygenase activity; oxidoreductase activity, acting on paired donors, with incorporation or reduction of molecular oxygen; heme binding. Bases 1 to 312 code for a protein of 103 amino acids.
AUGGUCGGGAUCAGCCCGUACAGCGUGCUGCACAACCCUGCCUACUUUCCGGAGCCAUUCGAGUUCCGGCCGGAGAGGUGGGUUGGGGACGAGGUCACUGAGGUCUCGAGCCGUGCCCUUGCGCCCUUUGCUGUCGGGGACAGGAGUUGCGCAGGCAAGGCAGUAGCUUACCUAGAGACCAGCCUAGCGGUGGCGAGGACGCUGUGGUAUUUUGACUUUGAGAAGGCCCAUGGUGCGGCCGGGGAGGUCGGUGGGGGCAAGCUAGGAGGAGACAGGCUUCGUGCCAGGCGGGAAGAGUUCCAGUUGUAUUAG